Molecule: messenger RNA, 360 nt
Organism: Aspergillus uvarum CBS 121591
Lineage: Eukaryota; Fungi; Ascomycota; Eurotiomycetes; Eurotiales; Aspergillaceae
Product: 60S ribosomal protein eL22
Exons: 3
Biological process (GO): cytoplasmic translation
Cellular component (GO): ribosome
Molecular function (GO): structural constituent of ribosome; RNA binding
Source: RefSeq, a predicted model, not a curated record
GCUCGUGGUCGCAAGGCCCAGAAGGUCACCCAGAAGUAUGUCAUCAACGCUUCCCAGCCCGUGAGCGACAAGAUCUUCGACCUCUCUGCUUUCGAGAAGUUCCUCCACGACCGCAUCAAGGUUGAGGGCCGUGUCGGCAACCUCGGCGACAAGGUCGUCAUCUCCCAGGCUGGCGAGGGCAAGAUCGAGGUUGUUGCCCACAUCCCCUUCUCUGGCCGCUACCUCAAGUACCUCACCAAGAAGUACCUCAAGAAGCAGCAGCUCCGUGACUGGCUCCGCGUCGUCUCCACCUCCAAGGGUGUCUACGAGCUCCGCUUCUACAACGUCGUCAACGACGAGGGUGAGGAGGAUGAGGAGUAA